Patella vulgata (common limpet) is the source of this 6737-nucleotide messenger RNA. RefSeq lists its product as uncharacterized. The record is from RefSeq and is a predicted model, not a curated record. The transcript has 2 exons. The coding region runs from base 133 to 4890 and encodes 1585 amino acids. NCBI's taxonomy places the organism in Eukaryota, Metazoa, Mollusca, Gastropoda, Patellidae.
CGGAGUUCGAACACCUUUCGAAUGGAAUGAAAGGAACUUUAUGCGGUAAAUAUGUAAGUGAACUUUGAAGUUUUCUGACAUUAGUGCGUCCUUAGUAUUAUUUGAACUGUUAUAAAAAUUGCGGCAGUAUUGAUGAAGAGGACAUUAUAUUUUUUCAUUUGCGCAUUGUUUACAAUGGCUACGUCUGCGAGUGAUCCAGUUGAUCCUACUGAUCAGAGUGCAUACGGUUCUGUUAAAUCAAGAUCAGCGAAAAACUCUGAACGUUCAUCAAAAAGAUCGUCUGUUAUUUCAUUGAAGUUAAUUCAAGCAGCCGAGGAAGCAGCUGUUAUUGAACAGAAAUUAAAGUAUCAUUCCAUAGAAGCCGAAAAGAAAUUAGAACUUGAAAAUAUUCAGCUACGUAAAGAUUUGGAUAUUGCGAAUGCAAAGGUGAAUGCUCUUCGAAGAUUUGAAAAUGAAGAUUUUAAAGUUGAAUCCAUGAUACCAGUAUGUGAACAAAAUAAGUCAGAACUUGUCGCAACCUUUGUGAAUAGUCAUAAUUUUUCUACAGAUUAUGGUGAUCUGCCUCACUUGUCACCUGCAGUUAACCCUAUUAACCCUGUGAGUUCGAUAAGUAAACCUGUCAUUCCUGCCAGUUCACCUUUGGUGUCUUUACCGCCGCCCCAAAUUCCAGUUAGUGAUGUAUAUAAUAAUACCCCACCUAUGAACAAUGCUGAUCACUCUCAUGCGUCACAGUCCGCUCCUGCCCAAGUGUCUUCCGCUGUACAUGUACCUGCCAGUGACUUGGUUCGUAUUUUGACAGAUCAGGCUAACUUUAAUAGAUUACCCCCUCCAGAACCAGGUGUGUUUUCCGGUGACCCUUUGAAAUAUCCAAACUGGAAGUGUGCCUUUAAAACACUGAUCGAACAUAAGAACAUUCCGAAAGAACAAUGUAUGCAUUAUCUGCAUCGAUAUAUCAGUGGUCCAGCUAAGGAAGCCAUUGAAAGUUACUGUCUUCUUGACACUCCGACAGCAUUUGAAGAUGCAAAGUCAUUGCUUGAAAAGCGAUAUGGCGAUCCAUUUAUUGUGGCUAAUGCAUUUAGGGACAAAUUAGAGGCUUGGCCAAAAGUACCUAACCGUGAUGGUCCUGCACUGCGUCAUUUUGCGGAUUUUCUUAAACAGUGUUACACUGCGAUGCGAACAAUUAAUUGCCUUAAUGUACUGAAUGAUAUGCGUGAAAAUAGAAAACUGUUAAAUAAACUCCCUGAUUGGUUGGUGAUGCGUUGGGGAAGAACUGUUAGUGAUUAUAGAAAAAAGAGACAAGAGUUCCCUCCCUUUAGUGAAUUUGUUGGCUUUGUGACUGAUGAAGCAGACAUUGCAUGUGACCCUUUAACUUCCAUUACAUAUGCGCCUAAUAAGAAAGAACAUGUUCCUUCAACAAAUCAACGUAGAACUGCAUUUUCAACUGAAAUAAAGGAAUAUUCGAGUUAUGUUCCAGAAAAUUGUGCCUUUUGUCAUAGAUCAAGUCAUUCCAUUAAUGAUUGUACUUUAUUCACUAAAAAAUCAAUGUCUGACCGUAAAGACUUUCUGAGGUCAAACAGAUUAUGUUUUGCUUGCUUAUGUCUUGGGCAUGUGUCACGUGCUUGUAAAUCAAGACUCAGGUGUAGAAUUUGUAAUCAUUUGCAUCCUUCAUUACUUCAUGGAGAUACUGGUCAACCAAGUAGGCCAAUGCGUAAUGAAAAUACUGAAGUCAAGUCUGCUGUUUCGCAUACUUUAAGAACUGGGACUGAUAAGUGCGCUAUGAUCGUACCCGUGUGGUUGUCUCACAAAGAUAAUCCAAGUAAAGAAAUUUUGACGUAUGCUCUUUUGGAUUCUCAGUCCGACACAACAUUUGUUUUAGACAAAACAUGUGAUGCUCUUGACAUAGAAGGACUUCCUGUUAAAUUGUCUUUGUCUACUAUGUUUUCUAAAGACACUCUUAUCGACAGUCGUAAACUUAAUGGUCUUGUUGUGCGUGGCUAUAAUUUUGACGUUAGAAUUCCGCUGCCUGAUACCUAUACAAGAGAUAUUAUGCCGGCUAAUCGUACUCAUAUACCGACACCUGAUGUGGCGAAGCGUUGGUCAUAUUUAGAACCCGUUGCAAAUAAACUUCAACCUUUGAUGAGUUGCGACGUUGGAUUGCUCAUUGGUUACGAUUGCGCAAGAGCUCUAGUUCCACGCGAUGUCAUACCCCCCGAGAGUAAUGGUCCAUACGCUGAACGGACAGACUUGGGUUGGGGAAUCAUUGGUAUUGUAGAUUUUAAUUCGACUAAUGAAGUAGAUCAUAUUGGCUUGAGUCAUCGCAUUAUAACUUGUGAAGUGCCUAAUUUGAACACUGCGGACAUUGAUGGUCGACAGGAUGUUGUCGAUCGCUGCGAUCAAGGUCAAGUUCAUAUUUCGUUUCGCAACAAGAUAAAGGAAGUCAUCAGUCCAGAUUGUAUUCUUAAGCUCAUGGAAAUGGAUUUCAAUGAACACUUGGAUGACUCUUCAAUUAUGUCUAGUGACGACCGGAGAUUUUUGGACAUAAUGUCGCGAGAGAUUCAUAUUGCGCCAGAUGGACAUUACGAAAUGCCAUUACCGUUUCGGAGUUCUGAACCAGUUAUGCAGAAUAAUAAAACUUUAGCACUUCGUCGUUUGUAUCAUUUAGAGUCACGUCUUCGUAGGGAUAAACAUUUGCGCUCAGAUUACGUAAGUUUUAUGGAAGACAUUAUUGAUAAAGGAUAUGCCGAAAGGGUUAGUGAUGAUUCGUACAUAUCUGAACAUGUUAAUUAUAUUCCGCAUCACGCCGUUUACAACCCAAAGAAACCUGGAAAAAUCCGUGUGGUAUUCGAUUGUCAAGCUAAGUUCCGAGAUAAAUCUUUGAAUGACUACCUGUUGAAAGGACCGGACUUAACAAACGCCUUAGUUGGUGUACUUUGUCGAUUUCGGAAAGAACGAGUUGCCUUUAUUUGCGAUAUCGAAAAGAUGUUUUACCAGUUUCACGUUAAUGUUGAACACCGAGACUACCUUCGAUUUCUCUGGUGGAGAAAUGGUAAUUGUGACUCUAAACCUCAAGAAUUCCGUAUGACCGUUCAUUUGUUUGGGGCUGGGUCAUCUCCGGGAUGCUCAAACUUUGCUUUAAAACAAGCCGCGAAAGAUCACGAGAAAGAUUUCGGCACAGUUGUCUCAAAUUUCAUUCAGAAGGAUUUCUAUGUUGACGAUGGUUUAACGUCAGUGUCGUCUGUGAGUGAAGCUAUCGACCUAAUCAGUAAGAGUAAGGAACUUUUAUUGUGUUGUGGAAUACGUUUGCAUAAAUUUCUAUCUAAUUCAGCAGAAGUUAUUGAAUCUAUACCGUGUCAUGAUCGUGCGGAAGGAGUAAAGAAUCUCGAUUUGACUUUCGAUGAUCUCCCAACAGAACGUGCACUAGGGAUUGAGUGGUGCAUUGAGUCGGAUGCGUUCCGAUUUCGAAUCAAACUUUCGGAUAAACCUUUAACGAGAAGAGGUAUACUUUCUAUUAUAAGUUCGAUAUACGAUCCGCUUGGCUUCAUAUCUCCUUUGUUAUUAGUUGGGAAACAAGUUUUACAAGAAAUGUGUAGGCUUAACACUGGUUGGGAUGAUGUGAUUCCUGAAGAUUUGCUACCACGUUGGCAACGGUGGAGAGAUGAACUGUUUAAAAUUGAGACUCUUAAGAUUGAUAGAUGUUUCAAGCCUGAUGGUUUUGGAACUGUAGUUUCCGUAGGGAUUCAUAAUUUUUCGGAUGCGAGUACAUUCGGCUAUGGAGUAUGCUCUUAUUUGCGACUAGUGGAUGCUAAUCAACGUGUUCAUGUUUCAUUAGUCAUGUCGAAGUCCAGAGUGACUCCGUUGCGAGCUAUAACUAUUCCACGUCUUGAACUGACUGCAGCUGUCGUUGCUGUCAAUGUGAACUUACUUAUUAAAAAAGAAUUAGGAUACCCUACAGUUGCUCAAUAUUUUUGGACUGAUAGUCGUGUCGUAUUAGGGUAUAUAAACAACGAUGUUCGUCGCUUUCAAACAUUUGUUGCAAAUCGCGUCCAGAAAAUCCGAGAUCAUUCACAACCGAGAGAAUGGCAUCAUGUUACAACGAAAGCAAAUCCGGCGGACAUAGCGUCUAGGGGCGCAUCUGCUAAUGACUUAGUUGAAAAUUCAAUGUGGUUUAAAGGACCAGAGUUUCUGUGGAAAUCUGUAAUACCGGAUGACAAGGAAGAUUAUUCGAGUAUCGCCUUUGAGGCAGAUGAUCCUAACAUUCGUAAAAUUAACUCUUUCGCUCUGAAAACCGAGAACAGUUUUGUUGUGAUGAGACUGAGUUUUUGUUCUAGUUGGUUUCAACUUAAAAAGGUUAUUGCCUACUGUUUACGUUACAUGUCUAUUCUUAGAAAUCGAAUAGCUAAGGACACUAAUAUUGAAAAUCCUGUUGGACCUUUAAGGGUUAACGAACUUAAUAAAGCAGAAAUUGUGUUAUUGAAGCUAGUUCAAUCAGAAGUUUUUAGUAAGGAGUUGGAAACUUUGCGAUCCGUGAAACAGCUUCAAAAUGAGUCUAAUAGAAAUGACAUUCGUUUGCGUCGGAAGUACAUGUAUAUACAAAAGAAUUCAACUUUGAGUAAGUUAGAUCCAUUUUUGGAUGAUAAUAACCUUUUACGAGUUGGUGGACGACUUGGUAACUCAAGACUAAGUUGUGCUGAGAAAUACCCAAUUAUUAUGCCGCGUAAGUCUUUCGUGACAGAACUUUUAAUUGCUCAUCAUCAUGAAUUGUGUGAACACCAAGGUCGUGGACUUACUGUGAAUGAACUUCGUUUAAACGGUUAUUGGAUUCUGGGAUGUACCAGUGCGGUUUCGGAAUACAUUCAUAAAUGUGUUAAAUGUAGGAAAUUGCGUGGUUGAUGUCAAGACCAGAAGAUGUCAAAUCUUCCCGAGGACAGAUUGGAAUCCACGGCGCCCUUUACGUAUUGCGGAGUUGAUUGUUUUGGCCCUUGGUUGAUCAAAGAGGGGCGUAAAGAACUCAAGAGAUAUGGUGUUCUGUUUACCUGUUUAAAUUGUCGCGCGAUUCAUGUAGAGACUGUCAAUACCAUGACUACUGAUUCUUUUAUCAAUGCGUUGCGUAGGUUUUUAACAUUUCGUGGUCCAAUACGAGUGCUUCGGUGUGACAACGGGACUAACUUUGUUGGAGCUAAGCGAGAGCUUAUGGAUGCUUUCAAAGAGAUGAAUCAUCAACACAUCCGACAGUUCCUGCUUAAACGUAGUUGCGAUUAUUUUGAGUUCAAGAUGAACGUCCCUUCUGCCAGUCACAUGGGAGGCAUUUGGGAACGGCAAAUCCGUACCGUACGCAGUAUUCUUUCUUCAUUAAUGGACCAAUCCGGUACUCAACUAGAUGACGAGUCACUUCGGACAUUUAUGUGCGAGGCAGCUGCAAUCGUAAACAGCCGACCCUUAACGACUGAUACUUUAAAUGAUAUCAAUUCUUUAGAACCUCUCACGCCUAACAAUCUAUUAACUAUGAAAUCAAAAAUUCUGUUACCACCACCUGGUAAUUUUCAACAACCUGACGUUUACUCUAGAAAACGUUGGAGACGAGUACAGUAUUUGGCUAAUGUUUUUUGGUCCCGUUGGCGAGUAGAAUAUUUACAGAAUCUACAAACUCGACAGAAGUGGACUCAACCCAUUCGAAAUGUUCAAGUUGGUGACGUUGUUUUGAUUAAGGAUGCUGAAUCUCCCCGAAAUAGUUGGAACUUAGGAAGAGUUGUUGUUGCGGAUCCAGACUCAGAUGGACAUGUGCGAAAGGUGAAGAUUAUGAUUGGUGAUCGUGCGUUGGAUGAUAACGGAAAGCGAGUUAAUCCUAUAUCAUACCUGGAUCGUCCAAUUCAUAAACUAGUUGUUUUAUUGGAAAACUAGACCGGGGUGUUCCCCAUCGAGGAGCCUUCGUUUUUGCGAUUACGAUUACGUCAGUGCGUUGCGGGACAUUUUGUUGUUCUAACUUGCCAUACAUAUAGAUGUAGGCCUAUGUACAUUUUCGUUGCGAUUUGGUUAGUGCGAUACGAAUAUGGGAAUUCGAACAUUCUGUAAUAAUUGUCAAUUUUAGUCUUGGUAAUGUGCGUAUAUUUAUGUACAUGUAACAUGUAAUAUCUUUCUGCGCAGAUUGCAGAGUGUCUUGUCAUGCUUCAUUUUAUGAAAAUUAAAUGUCUUUAAUUUUGAGGAGCCAUGUAACCGAUUCAUAAAACGGGUCAGUUUGUACGUUGGAACAGCCUUAAGUUAAUAUGAUAGAAGAGCUUUUAGUUUAAGGGAUAGGUUAUUGUUAUUGUCUAAUAAUAUGAACUCUGUGAACUGUUGUAAUGUUUUUUUGAUGUAUGUUUUUUAUGUAUAUUAAUUUAUUACGUUAUAAACUUCCAGGCUGCGCUACGCUUCGUAAAAUAGUAACCUAAAGCAUUGAUGUUAAAUUGUUUAAUAUCCCUGCGUAAUUAAUGCUCCCUGUGUCAGUCUUGCAAAUGGCUUUCCUAGAAACCAUGUUUUUUCGUUUUUGCGUGUGGUCAAGUUAACAGGCUCUUGGAGUUUUCACGUCUGUGUUACCGGCAUGUCUUUUAAUUCAAGUCUGGAAGUUCGAGUCUAAGUUGUUUGCGUUCAUCAUGUUGUAUGAUAUUCUACGUUAGGCUAUUUCCAAUGUUUAUACGAUGAUAUCCUCGUCCGAUGUCAUGAAGCAUUAAAGAGACAAUGAAUAAAGAUAUGUAUAUGGUGUA